Molecule: messenger RNA, 3180 nt
Organism: Xyrauchen texanus (razorback sucker)
Lineage: Eukaryota; Metazoa; Chordata; Actinopteri; Cypriniformes; Catostomidae
Gene: git2a
Product: G protein-coupled receptor kinase interacting ArfGAP 2a
Exons: 20
Coding region: 333-2723 (796 amino acids)
Biological process (GO): regulation of ARF protein signal transduction; brain development
Molecular function (GO): protein binding; GTPase activator activity
Source: RefSeq, a predicted model, not a curated record
GUCACUAUGAACUCAAAUGUGUUUUCAGGUAAGACAGAUGGCACUGUACUGCGAUCUGACGGGUUGCUGGCAAGCAUUUCCGUAGUGUAGUUUCUAAUGUAUUUUGACAUGGGCUUCUACUGCCUGUCCUAAAUUCAAGCUAGACAUACAUUAUUUCAUAUCCAGCACCCAGUGCAGACGAAUGCACGCGUUUAACUCUUCUGUAUGCACGUCCUCUUGGGGCACGCGAUCCUCUUUCUGUGAUACAACAACACUAUACGAAUCCGGUCAUUAUGUCAAAGCGGUGGUGCAUGCUUUAAAUUCACCCGUGGAUAUUGUGGUCUAGAUUAUAUAUGGUAAAAGCCACGUUCCCGGAGACAAGGAUGUCGAAACGGCUGCGAAAUAGCGAAGUUUGUGCGGAUUGCAGCAGUUCGGAUCCUCGCUGGGCAUCUGUGAACAGAGGAGUUCUGAUAUGUGACGGUUGCUGUGGCGUUCACCGCAGUCUGGGCCGCCACAACUCACAAGUGCGCCAUUUGUCACACACACCCUGGCCCCCCACCCAACUACAGAUGGUUCAGACAUUGUACAAUAAUGGUGCUAAUGCAAUCUGGGAGCACACUCUGUUGGACCCCUCAUCCAUAAUGAGCGGCAAGCGCAAAGCAAACCCUCAGGAUAAAGUCCACCCCAAUAAGGCAGAUUUCAUAAAAGCAAAGUAUCAAAUGCUGGCUUUCGUCCAUCGAUUACCCUGUCGAGAUGAUGACAGUUCAGCAUCCACAGAUCUAAGCAAGCAACUUCACUCCAGUGUUAGAACAGGCAAUCUUGAGACUUGUUUGCGGUUACUGUCUCUUGGAGCUCAAGCCAACUUCUUCCACCCGGAGAAAGGGAACACACCGCUGCACAUAGCAGCUAAAGCAGGGCAGGUUUGCCAGGCUGAGCUUCUCUGUGUUUAUGGGGCAGACCCUGGGGCCCCAGACUCCAAUGGCAAAACUCCCAUUGACUAUGCAAGGCAGGCUGGCCAUCAGGACCUGGCAGAUAGACUGGUGGAGGUACAGUAUGAGCUUACAGAUAGACUGGCCUUCUACCUCUGUGGGCGGAAGCCUGAUCACAAGAAUGGUCAACAUUUCAUUAUACCACAGAUGUCAGACAGCAGUCUGGAGUUAUCAGAGUUUGUGAAAGCUGCCAAAAGAAAACUACAGUCUCUCAGUGAUCAUUUGUUUGAAGAACUGGCAAUGGAUGUGUACGAUGAAGUUGAUAGAAGAGAGACGGAUGCAGUUUGGCUGGUUACUCAGAACCACAGCACCUUGGUAACAGAGACAACAUUUGUGCCUUUCCUUCCUGUGAACCCAGAGUACUCAUCAACACGAAACCAGGGAAGACAAAAGCUUGCAAGAUUCAAUGCUCAUGAGUUUGCCACUCUUGUGAUUGACAUACUAAGUGAUGCUAAGCGACGUCAGCAGGGCAGUUCAUUGUCAAGUCCUAAGGACAAUGUUGACGUAUUCUUUAAAAGUAUGAGUAGUCGUCAUGGUAGUGAAAGCCAAGAAAUCGACCAGCCAGACUAUGACAGUGUGGCAUCCGAUGAGGACACAGACACAGAUUUGCGAAUUGGCAAAGUAGACCGAACUAAGAGUUUGGACUCUGACCUGUCUGAUGGACCAGUUUCUGUACAGGAGUUUCUGGAGGUGAAAAAUGCACUUUCAGCCUCUGAGGCCAAAAUACAGGAACUGAUGAAGGCAAACAGUAACCUGAGUGAGGAGCUUAGACUGAUGCAGAAAAAGCUGAAGUCUCUGCAAAGCGAGAACAGCUCUCUCAGGCGGCAGGUCUCAGCUCAACAGCCCUAUCAGGCCCCUGACCACCCCAAUUCCUCCUCCUCUUCCUUCUCCUCUUCCUCUGCCCUGAAACACCACCUGUCUGCUCGGGCGAGCCGCCCCAUGUCUAUGUAUGAAACCGGCUCUGGUCUGAAGCCCUUUCUCCCCAAGGGAGAGACCCCUUACCCUGAGGAGACCUUCCCCACCUUGCAACCCUUCCCAACCCAUGCCUCCAAGUUUGAAAAACAAAGCAGUGUGUCUGAUGGUGACUAUGAUAACACAGUCAACGAAUCUGACCUGGAUGACUUGGGGUUUGGCCGUAGGUGUCGUCUGCGUAGCAGUGGCUGGAUGGGAGAGGGCAGCUCGAUACCGGAGCUGAAUGAUCAUGACUGUGAGCCUGACCCAAGUCUGCCCAGCACAGAAGAUGUCAUACGCAAAACCGAGCAGAUCACCAAGAACAUCCAGGAACUGCUUAGGGCUGCACAGGAGAACAAGCAUGAGAGUGCACCAUGUGAGCAGAGGGAGAGUGUUCGCAGACUUAGACACAGUCUGGGUUGUUUCAGCACACUGGUGCCUUGGGCAGACAAGCCCCCGUCUCCAAUGCAGUCACUUGGCAUAAGAGCUCCCCACGCUGCAAACCCCAACAACCCUGCCUCCUGUAGCUUUAUACCCUGCGCAGAAAGAAUACAUGUUGCUGUAAUUGAGAUGGCUGCCCUCUUCCCAAAGAGGCCACGCUCUGAAACCGUGAGGAGCUCUUUGCGGUUAUUGACGUCCAGUGCGCACCGACUUCAAAAUGAGUGUAAGAAAGCAUCUCCUCUAGAGAGCAGCCCCACAGCAGACAUGCAGUUGGUCACCCAGCAGGUGAUCCAAUGCGCGUAUGACAUCGCCAAGGCUGCGAAGCAACUUGUUACCAUAACCACCAAAGAGAACAGCAACUAACCCUGUUUCUGCCUAUUUCCAAUAGUAAUCCAACCCUGACUAUUUGCCCCAUGUUAAUCAACUGAUCAUUUUAAGGCAUGCCAUUUAAGAUUUGUUUUUUGUAUGCUGUAUUUGCAUGUUUUUAUAUUUAUUUAAGCUGUCAGUUAGCAGUGUUAUUUGGCUUAAAGCCAUAAUAUAAAGCCUGAAAUGCUCUCAAGGAAGGGUUGUAUAAAAAGAUGUGUGUAUGUUGACAUGAAUCAUCCGUGGAGCAGCCAAUCAUACAUUAAAUAUUGAGUAAAUGCCUCACUCUGAAAACAUUGAUUUUGUAACCAAACACUGUUCACAGGAAGAUUGAAUGUCCAACAUAAAAUAUAUACCACAUAUAGUAUAAAUUUUAAUGGUAUAUACAGAAUUUAAUGAAGUAUUUAAUUAAAUCUGCCUUGUCUUAUUUGAAUUGACCAGUCUGAGGCAUCUAUAA